Messenger RNA from Anguilla rostrata (American eel), 1065 nucleotides. RefSeq names its product CCN family member 5-like. The record is from RefSeq and is a predicted model, not a curated record. NCBI's taxonomy places the organism in Eukaryota, Metazoa, Chordata, Actinopteri, Anguilliformes, Anguillidae. Gene Ontology annotation, cellular component: extracellular matrix; extracellular region. Gene Ontology annotation, molecular function: integrin binding; heparin binding. Gene Ontology annotation, biological process: cell adhesion; signal transduction.
AUGGCAGACUUCCUGCGGGAGAAACAGGUGGCCGGCCUGCGGCAGAUGGAGAGGCGAGUGGGAGAGCGUGCGUCCGUUUGCCUUCUGCUGCUCUGCUCGCUCUCACAGGCUCUGUGCCAGCAGUGCGGGGGUCCGUGCUCCUGCCCGUUGUCUGCGCCCUGUGUUCCGCGGGUCCUGGAUGGGUGUGGCUGCUGCCAGGUGUGUGCCAGUCAGCGUGGCGAGGCCUGCAAUGAGAAGCUGGUGUGCGACGCCCGGCGGGGUUUGCAGUGCGACCACAGCGCCAGCUAUCCUGGCGGCCCCGGGCAGUGUGUCGGCCAAGACGAGCUGGGCUGCGAGCUGAACGGUGUGACGUACGAGGAGGGUCAGGUGUUCCUGCCCUCCUGCGGCCUCCGGUGCCAGUGCGCGGGAGGGGGCGUGACCUGCGUGCACCUGUGUAGCGAUGGCCUGAGGCUGCCCAGCCCGGACUGCCCCAACCCCCGCUACCUUCAGCUAGCGGGGAAGUGCUGCAAGGAGUGGGUGUGUGAAAACUCAGGGCUACACGGCGCUUUGGCGGGUUCGUAUCGCGCUGCUCUGGGAACCAGUUCUGACUGCAUAGAGCAGAGCACCCUGUGGGGCGCCUGCUCUCACAGCUGCGGCCCAGGGGUCUCGACCCGCGUUUCUAACGGAAACCCGGCCUUCCGCCUGGAGACACAGACCCGUCUGCCAUGCCCUCUCCCGGGCCACUCCCACGCCUUCAUGGCCUCGGGCUGGUGUGAGCCUAGUUACCGGGCGGCCUUUCCCGUGAGGCUGGAGCACCAGGGCUGCUUGAGCGCGCGUUUGUACAGGCCCCGGUACUGCGGCCACUGCCCUGAGGGGCGCUGCUGCAGCCCCCGCCGAACCCACACCAUCCCGGUGGCCUUCCGUUGCCCCCGGGGGCGCCUGCUACGCCACACGGUUAUGGCAAUCGAGUCCUGCGCCUGCCACUAAAACUGCCCCCGUCCAUACACCCCGGCUCGCGUAGCCCCCCAGGGGCCCCACACAACCCUUUUAGAGGGCCCCGGUCCCUCGACAAAGGAGGUCCCUUAA